AUUGGAUCUAACGAAAUCUGACCGCUGAUUUUCUUUCAUUUUUUCUCUCGUCUUUGUCUUUUCAUCCAUUUUUCCAGGAGCUUCGAAGCUCAAAACAGAGCCACCAAAGAAAUGCACACAAGAAAAGGCAAACUCACAACCCAACUUCCAAAGCUAAACAAGUCCCAAAGACACUAUUUUUAGGGACAUGGAAGUAAUAAACAAACUUCUCAGAAAUUAGUGUUCUUCGAAUAUGCAUGGAUUGGCUCUGCCUCUGACACCACAUCCACAGCCACACACCCUCUUCUUCUUCAACCUCUCUUCGACUUCAAGAUCUCUGCUUUACCUACAAAACCGACCCAAAACUUCGAUACCCAUUUUCGGAAAAGCUGACUUGAACCUCCUCGUGUUCUCUUCUCGGUCUUCCACUCCAAGUUUCUCCAAUUUCAAUAGGAAAAGAGGGCGCUUUGUUACCCUUCUGAGAGCGAGCCGCAGAGAGUCUCCUUACCAAGUUUUGGGUGUGUCUCCUUCUGCAACUAACGAUGAGAUCAAAAGGGCUUAUCGGAAACUUGCUCUUAAGUAUCAUCCUGAUGUUAAUAAGGAGGCAAAUGCCCAGGAGAAAUUUAUGAGGAUUAAACAUGCCUAUAAUACAUUGUUGAGUUCUAAAUCUCGGGGAAAAUAUGACUCGAAUUUCGGAUCUGACUAUUCCUAUUCUUCUUCUCAAAGAAGCCAAAGUAAGAACUCUCAAGAUGAAGAAGAGUUUUAUGGAUUCGGUAAUUUUUUGAGGGAUGUUCAAAUAACAAUAGAGGACUUCUUUAAAGACCUUCAAGAAGAAUUCCAGAACUGGGAAGCAAGCGCUUCUUCACAAGGAAAACCGAAGAGUCUAUGGGAGGAAUUGGGCGAGAUUGGAGAAGAAUUUGUGGAAUUUCUUGAGAAAGAACUCAACAUAACGGAUCCAGAAGUUGAAGAAAAUAACAAUAAGGAAGGCAAUCCUUUCAGAAGUUCUGGGACACAGAGAACUGGAAGUGGUAAUCAAAAUGAAGCCGGUAAGGGGAGCAGCAUCGAGGAGAAUAUUGACGAGAUAGAAGCUACUCUUGCCCAGUUAAAAAAGGAAUUGGGAUUAUAGCACAGAAACACGGCUUCACACCAAUUCUUUGCUGGAAGCAUCAAAGGUGAAGCGUUAUGCAUAUUGCUGCAGUUUGGUAGAAAGCAAAGUUGGAGGGAAGGAAAAGGAAGAGAUUGAUGGAGUGUUUGUUGUUUGCUAGAGGGAGACUGGAAGAGUAAAGGAGAAAGGAAAUGUAGAGGAAGAGGAUUUAGGAGAUCCCUCUGUGCUCACCGAAUCAAUCCUUUCAAUCUUUGGAUAUAUUGAUGGAUGGAAGGAUCUCAACUGAAAAUUGUUAAAUUACUUCAUUUUUGUUAUUUUAUCAUUAGGGUAUAAUCAUAAGAUUCUAGUAACGAGUCUUUAGUGUUUCUAUUUGAAAAAUUGAAGCUUGUAAUGAGAUUACAUCUUGUAAACCAAACAGAUUUGGAUGAAUGAAAAGCAAGUAUAGUUGUAAGGUUUGUUGUCUUGAA
Prunus persica (peach) is the source of this 1551-nucleotide messenger RNA. RefSeq names its product chaperone protein DnaJ. The record is from RefSeq and is a predicted model, not a curated record. The coding region runs from base 233 to 1105 and encodes 290 amino acids. NCBI's taxonomy places the organism in Eukaryota, Viridiplantae, Streptophyta, Magnoliopsida, Rosales, Rosaceae. Gene Ontology annotation, cellular component: cytoplasm. Gene Ontology annotation, biological process: protein refolding. The transcript has 5 exons.